Carassius carassius (crucian carp) is the source of this 1779-nucleotide messenger RNA. RefSeq names its product paired mesoderm homeobox protein 2A-like. NCBI's taxonomy places the organism in Eukaryota, Metazoa, Chordata, Actinopteri, Cypriniformes, Cyprinidae. Gene Ontology annotation, molecular function: DNA-binding transcription factor activity, RNA polymerase II-specific; RNA polymerase II transcription regulatory region sequence-specific DNA binding. Bases 883 to 1740 code for a protein of 285 amino acids. The transcript is spliced from 3 exons. Gene Ontology annotation, biological process: regulation of transcription by RNA polymerase II. The record is from RefSeq and is a predicted model, not a curated record.
UUUUUCAUAAUUUUUUCAUGGGUUCACCACAUUUAACUCUCAGAUAAAAUAAUUUGUGCUGUGUAAUAGCGACUGACAGAAAGCAGAUGCGCGUGAUCGUGAGCAGCAGGUUUCCGUCCAGAGACGCGCGCGUCGUUUCUGAUGAAAACACGGCGAAUUAACAAACACAAUUAACGCGUUUAAAUCCACACUGAUUAACAUUUGAACUCGCGUUUAUUUUAUUUAAUUCAGCGUAUAAGUCCACAUCUGGCCCUCCUGCUCAACUCGAAGGGGUUUCGUGGUAUAAAUAAAGGCCAUUCUUCCUGCAAUCAAAUUAAAGCUCAUCUCACACUACCACCAGAGCCACAUUAAAGCUGAAACAAUCCCACAAUUCAUUUAGCAUGAGCUAGAAUGCGCCCAUUUAGCUGCUCUUGAAAACUCGCCCAUUCUCGCCUUAAUAACAUUAGUCUUAAUAGCCAUUAAUAGUCAUUUAUUUAGAAUUGUAUUAGCGCGCGCGCGCGAGGCUGAAUUCUGCGUGCGCAUAACGGAAUAAAACACAAAGGAGCAAGUAUAAAGGAGUUGAGCGCUGAGGAAGCUGACCAGGAGGAGGAUGAUGGAAAGGGUUAACGCGGAGGUGCAUUAGAGAUGCACGGAGGAGCAGAGGGGAGGAGGCGUUCAGCGCUGAGACAUUGUCAUGCAAACAGAGACCACCGCCUCGCCAUUGUCUCCUGGACUCCAACUUUAUUAUAAACACACCGCAAGCCGCCCGCCGCAGCAGAGCACCGGAGCACCGGCACCGAGAGACACGCGCUGGAUACCGCGAGAAAACCACGCGUUCCGCUGGAGUUUGACGCCGGUCCCGGACCCUUCGCGCACCCACCCGCGUCUCCGUCCGCGCUCCACAUGUACAAAAUGGAUUACUCGUAUCUGAACACGUAUGACUCGUGCAUGGCGGCGAUGGAGGCGUCGGCGUACGCGGACUUUAACUCGUGCAGUCAGGCCAACACGUUCCAGUACAACCCGAUCCGAACCGGCUUCAGCUCCAGUCCGGGCUGCGCUCCGCUCGGAUCCGCCAGCUGCACCCUGGGCGCACUGAGAGAGCACCAGCCCGCGCCCUACAGCACAGUUCCGUACAAGUUCUUCUCGGACCCCUCCGGUCUGAACGAGAAGCGCAAGCAGCGGCGGAUCCGCACGACCUUCACGAGUUCUCAGCUGAAGGAGCUGGAGCGCGUGUUCGCGGAGACGCAUUACCCGGAUAUCUACACGCGUGAGGAGCUCGCGCUGAAGAUCGACCUGACCGAGGCGCGCGUCCAGGUUUGGUUCCAGAACCGACGUGCCAAAUUCCGUAAGCAAGAACGCGCUGCCAACUCCAAAGGAGCUAACACUGCCGGUAACGGCUCCGGUGCCAAGAAGUCUGGUGAGAACCGCUCUUCCUCCGAUGAUGACGAGUCUAAAGAGUCGACCUGCAGCCCGACGCCGGACAGCACGGCUAACAUGGGCAGCCCCGGGGUCAGCAGCCUCAGCCCCAGCCCGGUCUCCGGCUCCUCGGCUGGCUUCUCCACCGCCUCCAUCUCACCCUCCAUCCACCAGGGCCUCAAGAGCUCGCCGUGGCCCAGCAUCGGCUCCCCUGGACCGGCCCUCCAGACCCAGGACCUGCUGAAGGCCUGGCAGCCGGCGGACAGUAUGGCAUCUGGGCCCUUCGCCGGCGUUCUGUCCUCGUUCCACCGGAAACCCAACACAAUCAAGACCAACCUGUUCUAGAGACUCCGGGUCCUGCGUCUCUGUCGCUCAUCUACUGCU